AAGAGUAUUGAAGGAACUAGCAGAAGUUAUUUCAGAACCACUGGCAAUCAUAUUUGAGAGUUCUUGGAGAACAGGAGAAGUCCCGGAAGAUUGGAGGAGGGCGAAUGUGGUCCCUAUCUUCAAGAAGGGGAAAAAGAACGACCCAAACAAUUACCGUUCGGUCAGCCUCACGUUGAUACCAGGCAAGAUUCUGGAAAAGAUCAUUAAGGAAGUGGUCUGCGAACACUUAGAAACAAAUGCGGUCAUUGCUAAUAGUCAACAUGGAUUUACCAAAAAAAAGUCAUGUCAGACUAAUCUGAUCUCUUUUUUCGAUAGAGUUAUGAGUUGGGUCGAUACAGGGAAUGCUGUGGAUGUAGCGUACCUGGAUUUCAGUAAGGCCUUUGACAAAGUUCCCCACGACCUUCUGGCAAACAAACUAGUAAAAUGCGGGCUAGACAAAACUAUGGUUAGGUGGAUCUGUAAUUGGCUAAGCGAACGAACCCAAAGGGUGCUCACCAAUGCGUCGUCUUCAUCUUGGAAAGAAGUCACGAGUGGAGUGCCGCAGGGCUCCGUCCUGGGCCCGGUUCUGUUCAACAUCUUUAUUAACGACUUAGACGAAGGGUUAGAAGGCACGAUCAUCAAGUUUGCAGACGACACCAAACUCGGAGGGAUAGCUAACACUCCAGAAGACAGGAGCAGAAUUCAAAACGAUCUUGACAGACUAGAGAGAUGGGCCGAAACUAACAAAAUGAAGUUCAACAGGGACAAAAUGGAAUGCAAAGAUACAGAAUGGGGGACUCCUGGCUUGACAGCAGUGUGUGCGAAAAAGACCUUGGAGUCCUCGUGGUCAACAAGUUAAAGAUGAGCCAACAAUGUGAUGCGGCAGCUAAAAAAGCCAAUGGGAUUCUGGCCUGUAUAAAUAGGGGUAUAGCAUCUAGAUCCAGGGAAGUCAUGCUCCCCCUCUACUCUGCCUUGGUCAGACCACACCUGGAAUACUGUGUCCAAUUUUGGGCACCGCAGUUGAAGGGAGAUGUUGACAAGCUGGAAAGCGUCCAGAGGAGGGCGACUAAAAUGAUUAAGGGUCUGGAGAACAAGCCCUAUGAGGAGCGGCUUAAAGAGCUGGGCAUGUUUAGCCUGCAGAAGAGAAGGCUGAGAGGCGACAUGAUAGCCAUGUAUAAAUACAUGAGGGGUAGUCAUAGGGAGGAGGGAGCAAGCUUGUUUUCUGCUGCCCUGCAGACUAGGACACGGAACAAUGGCUUCAAACUACAGGAAAGGAGACUCCACCUGAACAUCAGGAAGAACCUCCUCAUUGUGAAAGCUGUUUAGCAGUGGAACUCUCUCCCCCAGAGUGUGGUGGAGGCUCCUUCUUUGGAGGCUUUUAAGCAGAGGCUGGAUGACCAUCUGUCGGGGGUGCUUUGAAUGCGAUUUCCUGCUUCUUAGCGGGGGGUUGGACUAGAUGGUCCAUGAGGUCUCUUCCAACUCGACUAUUCUAUGAUUCUAUGAUUCUAAGUUGAGAGUUAACCCAGCUCGGUCAUUCUGUAAAUCUAGCCCUGCCCAUGGAAUCCAUUUCCAGUACUGAGAGUAGUUUGAUUCUUCUCCAUGUAUACUCUUGCCAAAAUCUUUACUCAUCUUUGGCUCUCCAAUAGCCACUGCUGACGCACAGACCUAGAUGUUGAGGGCUGACCUGGACUCCUCUGUUUCUCUGCUAUGCUCAAGGUCUCCCGACCCAGCUGUCCCUCCUUCCAAGUUCAUCCUUUUCCAUUGCCUCUGUACAAGGGGAAGGCCGGCUAUUGUGUACCAGGAAAUGGCAGCUCCCUACCCGCCUGCCCUGAUCUCACACAGCCCAGCCUGGCUCCAGUCUCAUUGUUUCCAGCUUCACAUCCUCCUGUCUCAGGCGGUCCUGAAGGCUCAGCUGGUCGAGGGAGACUGCUAAAGCAGAUGGGCUGAAGUCGUGUUUAGCAUCGGCGGUCGGGCAGGCGCCUCUCGCCCUGUGGAGCCAGCCUCAGCAACUUCAGCAUGCUGCCUCACUUGGCCAAGACUCUGGGGCAUAAGGGAAAUUAAUGGCACUGUCCUCUGCAUAGACAUGAAGCCCCGGAGUGCUGUGGAGUCUCUCCUAAGAGCCCUGGGGAGAAGAGAGAGCGCCCGAAUGCCAAGCAGACUCCGGCCUGGGAAGGUGUCUGAGCCUCACAGCUUCAAAGAGAAAGUCUUUAAGAAGAAGAAAAAGGCUUGUGUUGUGUGCAAGGAAUCUAUUGAGGCCCAGGGGCUUGUCUGUAAAGUGUGCAAAGUGGCAAGCCAUAAAAAAUGUGAAGCCAAGGUUCCAUCGUCCUGCCAGCCCCUCCCUCCGCCUGAACUGAGGCGGAACACAGCCCCAGUCCGGCGCAUUGAACAUUUGGGUUCCACCAAGUCGCUCAAUACUGCAAAGCAACGGAACACGCUGCCCCGGAGUUUCAGUUUGGACCACGUAAUGGAACGCAAAUAUGACUUUGACCUCAUCUACAUCACUGAGCGCAUCAUUUCAGUCUUCUUCCCCCCUGCCUUGGAAGAGCAACGUUAUCGUGGCAAUCUCCGGGAGGUAGCCCAGAUGCUAAAAUCCAAGCAUGAGGACAAGUACAUGCUCCUGAACCUUUCAGAGAAACGGCAUGACAUCAUCAGGCUGAACCCAAAGGUGCAAGAUUUUGGCUGGCCAGACCUGCAUGCCCCACCACUGGACAAAAUCUGCUCCAUCUGCAAAGCCAUGGAGACCUGGCUCACCUCAGAUCCUCAGCAUGUGGUUGUGCUUCACUGCAAGGGCAACAAGGGGAAGACAGGCGUCAUUGUAGCAGCCUAUAUGCACUACAGCAAAAUCUCUGCAAGUGCAGACCAGGCCCUCAGCACCCUGACUAUGCGCAAGUUCUGUGAGGAUAAAGUGGCAGCCUCCCUGCAACCUUCCCAGAAGAGAUACAUCCAUUAUUUCAGUGGGUUACUCUCAGGCACAAUCAAGAUGAACAGCAAUACGCUUUUUCUUCAUCAUGUCCUGCUCCCAGCUAUCCCUACUUUUGAGGCUGGAGGAGGUUACCAACCUUUCUUGAAGAUCUACCAGUCCAUGCAACUGGUCUAUACCUCUGGGAUCUACAGCCUCCAUGGCACAGGUGGGACUCAGAAGCUCUGCAUCACCUUGGAGCCAGCCUUGCUCCUGAAGGGGGAUGUCAUGGUGAAAUGCUACCAUAAGCAACUCCAGGGAAAUGAACGGGAUGUUGUAUUCCGGGUCCAAUUCCACACUUGUACCAUUCACAGCACCCAACUCUGGUUUAGCAAAGACGAGCUGGAUGAAGCUUGGAGAGAUGAACGAUUUCCCUUUGAAGCAAGUGUGGAAUUCGUCUUCUCUUCUAGUCCAGAGAAAAUCAAAGGCCGAGAAGCCUAUAGGAACAAUGCUGCCGUUGGAGUGGAUUACAGCAUCUCUGACCCUAUAGUGCGCUGGGACUCCUAUGAGAACUUUAAUGUGCACCAUGAGGAUAGUCUAGAAGAUGUCUUGCACACUCGAGGCCCUCUGGAUGGAAGCCUUUAUGCCAGAAUCAAGAAGAAAGGAGACCUCAGCAACUACUCUUCCACCAACGGCAGCCCCAGCAGUCCAGAGUCUCCUCCGCAGCAAGAUGGGCGCCUCUUGUCCAUCAGCAGUGAUUCAGGACACUCCUCUAUGCUGACUGAGAAGACAGAGGACAACACACCACCAUCCAGGCCACAGCCCACUGCUGCUGAGAAGGAAGAACUGGACAGGCUCUUGGGAGGAUUUGGCGUCCAGCCUCGGCAGCCAAGUGAGGGAAACGGUUCUCAUAUCAUUUCCCCUUCUGCCUCUAAAGACAGAGAAACCGCCAUUUUGGAAGAUGAACUAUCAGACAUAAGUCAACCUGCGAUCCCCUUUUCCUACCAAACUCAACGCCCGGGCCUGGCCCGCCAUUGCUCCUGCCGCCUUGGUUAUCGCUCCCACAGCCCUGAAAGGCCUCAUCAUGUAGCCUACUACAGACCAGAUGGCACUCUGGAGCGGAGGCAGCACAUCUAUAAUGGUGGCCAUUCCCAUGCGCGACCGGAGAGCUACGAGGAAAAGCGACGAGCAUGUCGCUCCCUUUCCGAGGGAAUCCAACCCCAUUCCUAUCCUUUCAGUCACGAACCACUGCCCCCUCACAGUCCCGGACGUCGGGAGCAUGAUGAGCCGCUGCUAAUCCUGGAAGACCCACCCACUUUCUUGUGCCCCUGCCAAGACUGCCAAGAGGCAGCCCGAGAAGAAGCAAGACUGCCCACGGCCUCCUUCUAUAAUCUCCGUCUGGACCGGGAACCUGACCUGUGGGGCAUGGAGAGCCCAAGGCCACCCCUGCUUCAUCAUCCCCUCCACCGGGGUGGGCAGCCUGUGCCUCUUCUGAUGCCAGCUGCCUAUGGGCACCACCACCACCACAUGCCCCAUGGGCAACAUCAGGCUUUCAGCUUUGAGCCCAAGAUGAUGGCAGCACAUCUCAGCCAUGGCUACCCAACCCACCAGAGGUCAAAAUUCACAGAAGAAGAAAUUGAUGCAUUUGCCUACCCUCGUUACAGCCCUGUCUACCCACCUCCAAUAGCAUCAUAUGGCUAUAGCAGAGCCCCAGUCAAGACCUGUGUUUCCCCUUACACCUCAGGCUACUCAGGGUCUCCCCACUCAGGCUCUACUUCGCCAACCAGCCCUCUGUAUCCACCAGCUAGGAAGCAUGGCUAUGAGCCGCCAGAGAGCAGCGAUGGAUAUAUACUCCCACUGGCCACUGAAAGGCCACGGGAUCUGCAAGACUGCAGGGAGGCCAUGUCUUGGCAGGAGGCUCCCAGCUCCCUGCAGCAACAUCGGCAGGAGGGACGUGCUCCUUGCCCUGACGUGUCCCGCUCUCCUAUGCACACCAGCAGCCCAGUAUUCAGCAAUGACAGCCCUGGAACACAUAAGCACAGCAGCAAGACCGCCAGCUCUCCUGAAAACUUGCACCAGCCCAGCCCCGAAGAACUGGCUACGCCUAGCUGGAAAAGAGGGCCAGAGAAGGUGGCUCCUUCGUCAAGUAGCCCCACACAGACUGUGUCCCCAAUGCAGGCUUUCACACACCUCCCCACCUUAAGGCCCCAAGCCAAUGGCACAUCACCCCCGAAGAUGGGCCUUCAGUCCCCUCAGCCAUGUUCCCGUGCCACUUGUGCAUCCAGCUCACCGCACGUUGCUCCUUCACCCACCGCCAAACAUGGCAUCUUCCCAGAGGGCCAACUGCAUCAGAAUGGUUUAGAGAUAACAAGCUCCUGCAACUCAGCGUUGUCCAGUGCGCUGCCUGCUGAAGAUCAUUUAGGACACCGACUUAGCUCUGUCGUUGAGAGACAGGCCCAGAAGAGCAGCUCAGGGCUUCCCUGCCAUAGCCAGCCCUCUCCCGGCUGCAGGACUGUACCCAGCACUCCAUCUUCACCUCAGGUCACUGCGGUCUAUAAUGGCCGCCCCCGUGGUGAGAGAACAGAGCCUGAGAUGAGCAACUUCCUUCAUUGCCCAAGCAGAAACCCCUCUCUCGGGCCCUGCUCAGUCAGUGUACAGUCAACAUCCCUUAGUUAUGGUUUUGCUGACAUGCAGGGCUCACCCACCCCAGCCUUCCCCAUUGCAACAGCCUACUACACAGGGGCAGAAAGCAGCCCCUCCAUCCGGGAGCAACUCUGCGAACCACCGCAACCUCCACUGCCAGAGAAACAUCACACCCUGGCAACCAGAAACUGGGAAAGGAGUUCACCGCCAGGCCGGAGCCCUGGCUCUGCUCAUCAUGUCACCUUCGCGCCUGGAGUACCUGAUGGCAGCACACCUGGCUCAGAUCCAUCACAGCAAGAAAACCAAGUGAGCGUCAAAUUCGUCCAAGACACAUCAAAGUUCUGGUACAAACCUCAUUUGUCACGGGACCAAGCUAUUGCCCUCCUAAAGAACAAAGAGCCAGGCACUUUCCUUAUUCGGGACAGCAACUCCUUCCAGGGAGCUUAUGGCUUGGCUCUCAAAGUGGCAACACCUCCACCCAACAGCAUAAACCACUCCACCAAAGGAGACCCAGCUGAGCAGUUGGUGCGCCACUUCCUGGUUGAGACCGGGCCCAAGGGAGUGAAGAUCAAGGGCUGUAACAAUGAGCCCUAUUUUGGAAGCUUACCAGCCCUGGUCUCCCAGCACUCCAUCACCCCCAUCUCCUUGCCUUGCCGCCUCCACAUCCCAAACAAAGAUCUUGUGGAGGAAAGCCCAGAGCUGGCUGUCCCCACCAAUAUGAGCACAGCUGCUGAUUUGCUGAAACAGGGAGCAGCCUGCAGCGUGCUUUACCUGAGCUCUGUAGAAACCGAGUCCUUGACAGGUCCACAGGCUGUGGCUAAGGCAACCACCAGCACCUUGAGCACCACCCCUCGUCCUUCCGCCUCCGUUGUGCAUUUCAAGGUGUCAGCCCAGGGCAUCACCCUCACGGACAAUCAGAGAAAGUUGUUUUUCCGCCGUCAUUAUCCUGUCAAUACUGUCACUUUCUGCAGCACGGAUCCCCAAGACCGCAGGUGGGCCAACCCAGAUGGCACUACUUCCAAGGUCUUUGGCUUCGUAGCCAAGAAGCAAGGCAGCCCCUGUGAGAAUGUCUGCCACCUCUUUGCUGAGUUAGAUCCUGAGCAACCAGCAUCGGCCAUUGUCAAUUUCAUCACUAAAGUUAUGUUGGGGACUCACCGGAGAUGAAAAUCACUGAGAUCUCCAACCUGGCCAUCCCUUCCUCUCCACCUUGACCACUGCUCUUUUGUCACCUGCAAUAUGAUGCAGCAUGAGGAGAAACCGUUUUGGGACAGUUGGUAGGCCUAGGCAGAGAUAUUCCUAGGAGUUUGCUACUCUGUCCUUUGUCGUACCUCACACCCCCUUUUUCAGCUAAAGAAUGUCAACUAGUGCCAUCUGAUGUGAGGUACUGGAAAAUAUUAUUUUCCAGUGUGCCAGGGACCAGUACCUUACUUGCUUUCCUGGAAAUUCACCAGGGACCCUCAGCCAAUAUCUUAAGAAUUAUUAUUUGUCCUUGGACCAUCACUUUGUGAAGCAUUGAUCCAGGAGAGAAGGAUGCUGAGGCAGAAUUGGCUUCACUUCCCAGGAGCAUUGACUUCACUCUCCACCUGCACCUGGAAGAAGAGUUAAAUGCUUCUAACAUCUUCUUCCUACCAGAUAAAGUACCGUGAGUGAGGAGAAGGCUGCACAGCCUCACGCCUGGUGUUUCUAUAUGCAUAGGUCUGUGGUUCAGUCCAUCAAACUGAAAAGCAUUUGGAAAUAAUGGUUGUAUGGUACAGCCUAUGUCCAUACAGGGAAAGCAUCUGUUCUACCAUCAGGGUAGAAGAGAAAGUUAGAAUGACUGAUUAAGCCAAAGUUAGCAGUGAUCCAUGAGGUCAUGAAGAGUCGGAAAUGACUGAAUGAAUAAAGAAGAAAACAGUGAUUUAUUUUGGGACAUAUUUGGUGACAGAAAUUGUCCGGGGAAUUCACUGCGUCUCUGAUACCAUACGUUUAGUGUGUUACUAGGUUUUGAAAAGGAAGGAAAUGGCCUAAAAGUGCAGAGCAAAUCAACUCUGAAGCCCCCCUAGGAGACAACUAUACUGGGCUUAAGUCAUGAGAUACCAUAGCACCAUAGUAUACUACUGCAUCCUACCAUAGUAUCUAACAAUAGAAUAAAGUAGGAUACCAACUCUGGAUACCAUGGCUUUCUAGCAAAGACAAAUCAAUGGGUCUCAGACCAAACCAAGUCUGAAGCCGCCUUAGAAGACAACUAUACUGAGCCUGUUGUACUUGGCCAAAUCAUGAGAAGACAUGGCUCACUGGAACAGAUAAUCAUGCUUGAUAAGGUAGAAGGCAGGAGGAAAAGAAGAAGGCUUCAAUGGGGGAAGUCACGGCCCUGAGUCUGCAAGACCUGAGCAGAGUUGUUGAUGAUAGGACAACAUGGAGCUUUCUAAUUCAUGGGAUUGCUGUGAAAUCAAUUUGUUGGCAAUAGUGAAGAGACCUCAUGUGUGUUACUUUACAUAACAAAGGUAUCCAGGUUACUUCCUUGUUACAGUUUUGGAAAAAGAACGUUGUCAGGCUCUUGUUAAUCCCACCAUUAUAACCAUCACCCAAAUAAUAUGUUACAGGCAAUGUUGUUACUUGUAAUGCAUUACUUCCAAACUGUAAGCACUGGGUUGGUGGUGAAUGGAUGGAAAGUGGUUGCAAGGGAGCUAUCAGUAGUUAGUAGAAAAGUAGGAUGCUUUCCCAGUUGAUGUCCCAUCUGCAGAGAAUGCAUAUAUACUAGCUUAUGCAGUGGGAGAAGCAAAGCCCAAAGAUCCACAUCCAGACAAGAUUAGCCCAGUGAACACACAUUUGGCUCAUCAACUCACCGAUUUGUCCCACUCAUUAGUGAGGCAGAUGUUUAACACAAGUAGCAAUGAUGGCUACUUUACAGAUGGAGACUAUAACUAUAAUCUAACUUUAGGUGUUAGAGAAAUUUAAAUGUCACUUUUGCCAUCUCCUGCUCUCCCUUUUAUUCUUUGCUGGACCAAGCAAUGUCUUGAACUUGACAGUCCCACUUAUUCAAAACCUGUUGUCUCUAGUGCUGGAGUUUGGCUUGCAUUAUUUUCCUAAUGUCCCUCUGCCAGGGCAUUCAGACUUUGCCUUCUGAUUGACAACUUGUGCACUGGUUUCCUGUUCAGGACUAUUCUUUCCAUAAACUUCUCAAGGGUUAAGAUCGGUGCAAUCUCCUGUUAUGGAAUAACAAUUUUGAACUCACUCAGACCUUUGAUUUGGUUAUUGAAUGGUUGCAAUUAUAGAUUUGUAGCAGAAGAAAACUUGAGAGCAUCAGGACUUUUCUCUCACCUCUCACAUCCUUACAGUGAAAAUAUAAUGUAACAAUUGUCCAAUUGGGUAGUAUUCAGUGUGCAUUGGAAAACACACAUGGCCUUUCAGACAACAAAAAACAUUUGGCAAUUUAAGAAUGGAUUCAAAGAGGAGUGUCAGGAGUAGGUUCUGAAAAAGAAUAAUGUAUAGUUCAAACGAAUUUUGGCUAAUGUACAUUUUAAAUUUACACUGAUUGAAACUAGAAGCAAUCAAAGUUUGCCAAUAGAAGUAUUAAAAGAUACCUGUUAACUAUUUAGCCUCCACUCCACUGAGGUGAAAGGCCAAUUUUAAGUAGUUGCAGCAGAGUGCCAAAGGUGUAGACAUUCCUGUCAAUUAUGAAUAAGUCAGUGGUUCAAAUCCGGGGAGCGGGGUGAGCUUUCACUGUUAGCCCCAGCUUCUGCCAACCUAACAGUUUGAAAACAUGCAAAUGUGAGAUCAAUAGGUACUGCUCCGGCGGGAGGUAACGGCACUCUAUGCAGUCAUGCCAGCCACAUGACCUUGGAGGCAUUUACGGACAACACCGGCUCUUCGGCUUAGAAAUGGAGAUGAGCACUAACCUCCAGAGUUGGACAUAACUAGAUUUAAUGUCAGGGGAAAACUUUUACCUAACCUAACGAACAGGAGGCAUGUUGGCCACCAUGUUUUAUAGGGGAGCAGCACUUGUGAAAUUGGGCAACUGUAUGUGAUAAAGCGAUAGAGAAUGGAGUAAUAUGAAAAAGCAGUAAUGCCUGAAGUAAGGAAUUUGUUGCUUAAUUCAUCAAGAGCUUGUGAAAGUGUAAGAAUGGAGCUGUAAGUCAAUGAUUUGUCCCAAAAGUGGGGUGAGCAACCUCCACCCCUGGGUUUGAAUGCAGCUUGAGAUCUCAUUUCAAAACCUGCAAAGAGUCAAGUCAGAUUUCUGGAAAGAAUGGCUUACUUCUUCCUUGGUAGCCAACUAGGUUGGAAGGGACAACAAAGCAAGAAAGUGGUAGGGAAACCAGAAAAGGAGUGCCCCAUCUUUGUUGAGUUCUGCACCUUCAUAGUGUUGGUUCAUCUUCAUCCACCACCAUGAGGCUCUCAUCUCAGCAAAUACAAUGGUUGCCCACCUCAGCCUAAAAGGACAAGAAGACUACAAGUUGCACUUUCUGGGUUAUAACUGAGAGGAAUAUUUUCCAGCUCCCCUCCACAGAGGUUUGGACCAAAAGACUUCUCUGUUAUGCGGAAACUGGCUGCUGGGUUUGAAAGUCAAGGAGAACCAAAGUGUAAAUUUUAUCAUACUCCUUGUUUCUCCUCUUCAUCAGUGACAUUUAGAAUGCUCCAAAAGGUGUGUGAAGGUUUUCUCAAGUAUUUUGUGGUGCGACCCAGUCUUGUUUCACGAACACUGGCUUUGGGAGGCGCUUCAUAUGCCUACAGUGACUGCAUAACCUAUUGCCUGCUAUUGAUGGUGGGCAUCAAGUUAAGGAAGGCUGCACAAUCUCCUGUGUCUUUCUUCAACAGUGUCUCAAGAAAGGAAUUACAAAAGAGAGGGCAGAUAGGGAAGAAAAAAAGGUGACCCAUCCUGGCAUUAGUCCUGCCCAACACCACGAUCAUGGUUGUAUUCUAAGGAAGAAAGGGGGUCACACAUCCCAUUGCAAUCGAGACUUGUAACAGGGCCCAGUUCAAAAUCAACCAACUCCUUGACUACCCAAUGUCUUGCAAGUUUGGCCAUUACUGAAUGUCUUUAAUGUAAUGUUUUUGCCUUCUGUCAGUGUUAUGUUUCCCUUAUUAGUGUUUAUACAACACUGAUCAAUAGAUCUGCAGCUAAAGGAACUUACAGCUAAAAAUAUUAUACUUGCUUUGUCGCAAUGGGUCCUGAAGAAUUUGAAACGUUCGACCUGAACUGCACUUUCUGACAUAACCAAAAAUAAUAUAUACCUAUCUAGAUUAGGUCACCAGGCAUCACUUAGCUUGGAUCAGAACCAUACCUUAAUCACAAAGAAAAGCAGCUGUAGGAAGAAGCGUUGAAGAACGUAUGUAUAUUUAAUUCUUGAGCCAUUUGCUGCUUCCCUAAAUCAGUAUACCUCCUCCAAGAGACUUUCCCAUCUCCUGCAGUGCCAAAAUCAUAGUGUAUGAUAUGCAAAAACUUCCUUCAGUUGCCUUUUUAGAGCUGUGAAAGGGUAGAGAAAGUAAACAAUUUGGAAGAGGGAAAUAAUUACUAGGAAAGAAAUUAUUGUGCCUUACAGCAUGUCUUUCUGAAGCUCUUUUUUAAAAGUAACAGUUCAGAUUGUGUUAACACUAUCAUAUAUAAUGUGCACCCAUCAAUAAAUAUGGACAAGUUGAUUUUCCUCUCAAACUGAGGGGUCAAAAAUUAUAAAACUACAGUGGGCCCUUUGGUCCUUCAUGUUAGAUAUGCUGAAAAGUCAAGACUAGCGAUUACAGAGGAACAUAAAAAGCAGAAAUCUUGAUGUACAUUCACAUUUUUUUUCUAGUCCAGAUCUUAAGCGAAAUUUUUAAUUCUUUAAAUAAAAUCAGGAAUUGUAUGAUGUGCAUCAAUAGCUCUGACAAUCACUGCAUGUUCCUCGGAUCCUAUGUAGGUGCAAUCCAUCGCAUGCAAUUUUCAUUAGGGGAACUUUGGAAAUGAAUGCCAAAAGCACAGCUGUGCUUGUGGACUGCCUUUCGAAGCCUCUGAUGCUGAUGCUGCAAAGGAAAGAAACCCCACAGAUGAACUGAGAUAGAGAGCGGUCAUGGUGGGCUGGCGAAAAGGGGGAUUGGCUCGUGGCCCUCGUUUCUGAGGAAAGGGAGGGGAGGGUUGGGCUAGUACAGAGUUCUAUUUUUGUCUACUAAAGAAUUUAUAUAUGAAUGUUAGCCAGAGAUGUGUUGAUAAUAUAUAUCUAUAUGGGAAGGAAUGGGGAGGGGGGAGAGGGAGAAAGCAGCAGCGGUAAGCUUGGUUAUUUUUAUAUCUGUAUGUUUUUCCUUCUUCAUGUACAAAUGGCAACACGAUUCCUGUUUAUUCAAAAUUAACACACAAGGAAAAUGAAA
Molecule: messenger RNA, 11836 nt
Organism: Anolis carolinensis (green anole)
Lineage: Eukaryota; Metazoa; Chordata; Lepidosauria; Squamata; Anolidae
Gene: tns2
Product: tensin 2
Exons: 29
Coding region: 2063-6685 (1540 amino acids)
Biological process (GO): peptidyl-tyrosine dephosphorylation
Cellular component (GO): focal adhesion
Molecular function (GO): protein tyrosine phosphatase activity; protein binding
Source: RefSeq, a predicted model, not a curated record